CGGCGGUUUCUUCUGCCGCGACCACGUCUGAGUCAUCGCAGUCCAUGCUGGCUAGUAGUAAUACUACAACUAGCAAAAAUCUUCUGAGUGAAGAAGAAGACAAGCAGAUGACCUCUGAUUAUAUCUUGAAGAGUGCUGCUGCUUCUGAUCAAGCUUCAUCUGAUCACGAAUCGAUGGCGGCGAAGUAUUUAUCCGCGAAAACUCUCUUCAGGGCUGUAUUGGAGAAUCGCUGGUUUGGCAUUGCACAUCUCAUGGUGGAAGCAGGCGUGCCGAUAUCCGCAGCUGUGCAGGACGCUCUUAGUCAGCAGCUGCUGAAAUUGACGUGCUCGUUGACCCCGAAGGCGCCGACGUGGGCGGACACAAGUGCCACUCUUGAUUUCGGACUUGACAUUUGCGGUGGCUGGCGAGCACUGGUGGCGCCCGUGCCGCCGAACUUGAGCGGGAUAACGAUGAAAAGUUGCGCGUCGGACGAUGAAAAGUCGCGCGUCCUGAGCAUCUCCGCGACGUGUCCGGUUUGCUUCAGCGUGUGCAGCGGUGCAGUGAUGCGGAGAAGACGGGCCUUUGACGUCUCAUCCGAAGUUGUCCUGGAUCAGUUCUUACAGUUGCUCGACGCAGAAGAGGAGGCGAAACGCCUCAAGGGAGUCGCAGGCGCCCUUGCGCGAGAUGCAGUUGGCCCGUGGCGCACAUCCUACGCGAAAAAAAAUUUCGACUUCUACGAGAGAAAAUUCUUCAGAGUAGAUCCUGGCGAAGAUGUUACUACCAGUUCGAGAUUGGUGAGAGAAAGCAGAGUCCUCUGCGCUGCUCCUCGUCUUGCAAACGAAAUGAUCACGGCAGAGGAUCAUGAACCAUUUGCAGCCAAGACCUCAAAGCCAAGCUCGUAUUCUCACUCGCGGAAGCUGCUACAGCAGCGGCUGCCGAAGUUUGUAGACAUUCACUACUUGGAUCACGGGAAUGUGGACAGACUCCUGAACAUUUCCACAGACACGGUUUCCAAGACAAAGGACAGGGUUUGGCGAAUUGAGAAAAUGAAGCGGUCUUCAGAGAGCAAUCAAGGGAACGGCAAGGGAAGAUCAUCUUCCAGAGCUCCAUUUCUGCGCGCACAUCUGCCGCCCGCGACAGAACUUGCCUAUGACUUUGUGGAGUGCAGUGAAUGCGGCACCACUGUAGAGCUGGAUGCAGCUGUCGAGACCAUCAAAAACCUCGUGUACUAUUCGUCCCCUUUCGUUGAGGAGAAGAUGAAGAAGAAGGUCAAGGUACUGAUGGAUGGAUCUUAUCGCGUGCUUGGUUGCACGGGUUUGCAUGUGCUCGCAACGUACAGUGGUGAUUCGCACUUCGGCUUGGACUCAGCAGGCGUAGAUUUCGGCGUGGAGAUCGCCGAACGCAUGAUGACCGGCGGUUGCGAUCCGAACGGUCGCAAUGGUCUAGGAAUGACUGCUCUCGACACACUGGUAAACAAGAGUGGACUAGCGCACAAAGCGUUGUUUGACUUCCUACUGGAGAAGACGAGUGCAGCGGAGAUCCAACGGAGCUAUCCUUUCUUGGUGGAAACAUUCGUCAUGGGACUUUUAAGGGGCCGCUCGGACUCGGUAACCGCCGCGCAAGAGGACGGUAGACGAGAAGACUCGAGUGCUUCGAAGGAUGGAAGCAGUGGAGAUUUUUGUCCUUCGCUCAGUUGCGCGAGCAUUCAGCUGGUCCUGGGUCAGCUCGCCACGAAAUUGGGCGAAGGACAACAGCUAGAACAGGUGCGAUUGGCCAAUAUGGACGACCGGUUCGCCUUCGUUUUCGCUGAUUUGCUUACGCGCGGAACGGCGCAACAUCGUUCGUUGCUUGCGCAAAUUCUGCGUCAAUUUCGCUUUCCGCCCUCUGUUGUGCGCGAAAUCUUCUCUCCGGCUGUACUUCGAGUCGUAGCAGGCACCAGGUGUCUGCAGGCGAUCACCCAGAGCCUCGUUCAUGUUAAGGGCGGCACCAGCAUCAAGGCUUCAAAGGACAACGCGUCAGCAGCGGAUGCCCAGGAAAUUGUGCGCGAUAUGUUUCAGUUGGUGCUGACCACACAGAUGAAAUGCGCAACAAGUUCGGAAGAUGAUAGCGCACCUCUUCUAGCACUUUCGGUCGGGAGGACGAGCGAUAGUAUUCUGUCAGCGCUCGUGUAUGAUCCAGAUCAUGGUCAGCAGGGCUCCUUGCAUGUGAAGCAUGUUCUUUUGCAUUGGUUUGUGUCAGAGACUCGGCUUAUCGAUUUGAGCGACUUUGAGGGUUUUCUCGAAAGCGUGGUAUUACCGCGGCUUUUUUCCGUUGGCUUCUCACGUGACGAUGAUAUCCAGACAUCCUUUUUGCAGUUCAUCAGCAACACGGUCACUCCUCUCUAUCUUCAUGAUGAUCAUAAAAAUGAUCAUGAUCAGAAGCCGCGACGAGGAGCAGCGUUUCCGCCAGCGUGUCUCUCGCAAUCUGCGCAGUGGGCAGCUUACUCGCUCCAGGCAAAGAUGUUCACGCUCGCGGAAUUCUUCAUCAGUUGUAUCACUGCGGAUGUUUUGCAGAAACACAUAACAGCCUCUGGUUUGCGCAGUUCUGAUCAGGCAUCCUUUUCUGGAAAGAACUCUCCUUCUUUGAGCCAGCAGAGGUUAAAAUCAGUGCGGCUGCAAGCAGUGACGAGUUAUGUCAAUGUCCAUGCACUCGGUACGCGAAUUGAGUAUUCUCGCUAUGUCGCAGAAGCACCAUUCUUUGCAAGCUUUCAGGACCCGGAGAAGAAUCCCAGCUGUCUCGCGAUCUGCCAAAAGUGGUUGCCCUCUUCAAGCGUUGCGAACGUAAAUUCAGCUUUCAGUAAUCAUGGUUGGCCCUUGUCUGUACUAGGGAAAGAGGUGAGUGUUCCGUUGAAACGCACUUUCGAUGCGCUUUUUUUGGCUGGAAGCCACAUCGUGCCGGCAAUCUCCGGAAAGGCGUUUCGCAGCAGCUGCAACCUGCUCGCGCUUGCCGUGGCACAGAACCAGGUGAUGAUUCUGCGUGCGAUUUGGGCGAGACUGGAGGGAAAGAACCAGAACGCACCAGUCGUGACUAAAAAGGUCGUAAAAAAGGCUGCUCCCCCUGCCAUGUUAACGCAGGAGGUUUUAGAAUCUUUGCAAAUCGCCUGGCACUGCAUCGACCUGGGAGGCAAAAAACCGCUUUUCGAAAUCAGCAGGUUGCAGGAACUGUCCGCGUUGCUUCCAGAGGAUCUUCUGGAGUUUUUGCGAGGACGUGCGUCCACCAGAAUGUCCAAGGAGCCAGAUGAGAUAGCGUCUCAUGAUGUUGUUGGCACCAACGCCCCCGACCUCAAAAAUAGGCCGCAGAUGAAGGAGCAAAAGCCAGCAUACGAGAAAGGCGCUUUUGAGUGGAAGCAACUGGUUCUGCUCGAGGAUCAGCCGGAAGAGGAAAAGAAGAUGAUUUGCCGAAAGCCGAACAAGAAAUACGACUUGGGUGAAGGCCAGACAGACUGGAAUGACGUGGAGGUAUUCUGCGAACCAGUGGACGUGCCUAUCGCACGCAUCAAGGAGCUUCUGGAGUUGGCGAAAGCGAGAGAGGUGGCGGAUUCGCAAUCGAAACAAAUGUUGAGUCUGGACUCUCUACAUCUGGAUGCAGAAGAAUUGCAAUCCGAAUACGAUCGUGCGGUUUCAUAUUCAGUUUCUUCAUUUACUACUUCUACGGGUGCUGGUGGGCCUGCUGCUGAGAUGAAUGCUACGGGGGCUCCUACGGGGGUUGUGAAGAAAGUUAUUUACUACGAUUUGCUUGGCGUGAAAGUGGACGUAGCAAUGGGAGAUUAUGGCGAGAACAACUUUUACCAGAUGCAACUUGUCCACGAGAAGCGGAAGGACCUGUACGUCUUGUUCACCCGUUGGGGCCGGGUCGGCGACGAAGGCAUGUUUCAGCGCACACCCUGCGCUGACAAGGAGGCGGCGAUAAAAGAGUUUUUGAAGAUUGCCAAGUCCAAAAUUGGCUACAAUUUCGCGGAGUACAACCCGUUCGGCAAGCCGCCCUUAGGUUUUACACCUAACUGGAAAAAGUAUCAUCUUUUGGAACUGACUGGAUCGGGAAACCACGAAGAGUAUGAUUCAGACCCAAGAGCUUCGAAGCGGUCCUUGGGUCUUCUCCGUCCGUUCGAAUUUAUGUCCGUACGCAAGCACUCGAGCAGAGUAGGCGAGCAGCGUAAUGGAGAACUGAAGGCCGCUUGUUCUCGGUCCAGUGUAGUCACGCAUCAGAUUCAUCAGAAGUACAAGAACAAGUACUCCUACUCGCUGUCGCCCGGGGUGCAUCAUUUUUUUCGAAGUCUCACGAGUUUUGACUUGUACCAGUACCAGCUGUCGAAGAAGCUCCAGAUUCGCUUAGAAGACAUGCCGAUCUCGCAGGUCUCUGCUCGAGUCCUAAAAGUUGCAAGAGAGAUACUGAAAAUGGUCGCCGCGAUCCUUCACAGCCUGAAACAAGAAAAAGCUAAAGGAUGGAGCGCGAUGGACCAGAAGUUGAUCCAGAGGUACAAAUCGGAACUGAUGGAUUGGAGCUCCGAGUACUACCGCUUGAUUCCUAAGAAACGGUUUCGGGCGGACGAGCCGAUCCUUCCGCUGAGUACGAAAAUGCUGGGCGAAGAGGCGGAAACGCUGUCUGAGCUCGACGAUUUUACCUGCGCUCUUAAAAUCUUGUUCAGCGCUCUACACAGCGAGAGAGCUUCUACGACAGACCACAAACACCCUCUGGAACACAUCGUGGACGACCUUUUGCCGGUGAAAUUGACGGACAUCACUCCAGUAAAGAAUUGUGAACAAGUGAGCGUCGACGACCUGCGAAACAGUGUACAAGCGUACAUCCGCAACACUAGUUUUCUUGGAGUACCAGCAGAGGAACCGGACUCGGAGGUCGACAAAAAUUCAGCAGAAUACAAAAUGGUUAUGCAGUAUCUGAGGGGCACGGCCGCGCAAACCUUCAGUGGCGACAAGAAGCUGCAUUGUCGCAUCUACAAGGUUACGCAGACAAAGUCUAUGCCUGGCGACGCUGCAUUCCGUUCAUUUCAAGGGGAACGGCGCUUACUCUGGCACGGAACGUCGAUGCCGAACGUGCUUUCGAUUCUGGCGCAGAAUCUCAAGGUAGCCCCUAACUUAGGCAUUCGAAUUUACCUUCAAAUUUGUCCGUUAGUCGAUCGGAAUCGAGUCCUCGACUAAUAAUGGAUAUUUGAUGUUCGUUUUGUCGUCGUUCUUGUUAGUCUGCUAGGUUGCAGUUUGCGUUUGUACCCUCAGACAUACUUCUCUGACUCUCGUCCAAGAUAUGAUGAUCUGAAGUUUGUAUUGAAGAGGGUUACAAUUCAGCGAAAAUUAUUUGAAUCAAUAACAUAACGAACUGCUCUUGAGACAUUACAUCAUCUAGUUACAUAUGAUUUUUUGUAGGUGGCACCUGCGGAAGCUCCCGCGUCUGGAUACGCUUUCGGAAAAGGUGUCUAUUUCGCAGAUAUGGCAGAGAAAGGCCUCAACUACAGUCAGGCAAUGCACGGUGCAAAAGUGUUGUGGGAAGAAAACAGCACAAAGUUGCGGUCGUCCUCUGUAAAAGAAAACAGUACAACAUCAAAGAACAACAAUGGCUCGGCGGGAGAGGUGGAGGACGUCGCGAUGGAGGAAGUAGAGGACCCUGCUUCAUCGUCCUUUUUCGAGGAAUACGACGGUCCACCUGCGCAUGCGCCACGCGUUGGCCAAGAAGUCGGCGAAGAGUCUUUCGCGUCGAUGGACGAUGCAAUAUCUCAAAUUACAGACGCUCUCUACGAACAAGAGGAGAUGAAAGCUAGCACGACUGGAAGUCCUUUGUCGUCGAAGAUGACUGCAGCUUCUACCGAGAAGAUUGUUGACAAGCUGGCGUCGCAAGCGAACGCGUGGAGGCGGUAUUGGAACUCCGAGAAGGCAACAAGGCAGUACUUGUUUCUUACUGAGGUCUGUGUGGGCGAUUCCCCCGUGAAGGUGUAUAAUGGUGCCGCCGCGGAAGCCGCCGCUGUGGCUGGAGACUCGACGACGGAAAAGGUGAGGUCCAUGGCGUGGGCGCAGAGAUUGGACCCCUCCAAGCCGUUCGAAACGGGAUGCGCGUCGGUCGAGUGCGUGCAUGGCGUCGGCCGCAAAGAGUUGGAUUGGGAGGAUCAGGCUGGAGUUGGAUUGGGGGGACAACAUAGACAUAAUCCUAUUAGCGUUGGGACGGCGGUCACUUGGCCCCGGUCAAUUACUACAGGCGCGGCCAGUGGAAGUGGCGAGGACAAAAAAGGGGAGGUCCAUGAGCUGCUUUGUUCUGGCAGAGUUUGUCGGAAAAUUGUGAAGGAUAAAAAUGACCCGGUGGAAUAUGAGAUCAUGCAGAUAAGCAACUCAAAAGUCGUGUACGUGACUUUGAAGGAAACAGAUCUAACGGUGGUUCACGAAUCGCACAUUCUGUCCUUGGAUUUUUCCAAAGAGGGUGGGGGUGAGCGCGUUAGAAUCCCUUUCUUCCACGCCGGAAACGACCAGACUGAGGAUUCCCACACUGAUGGAAGAGGGAGUGGUGCCGGUGGGAAUAUUAUACGGGACCACGUAGCACCGAGAGCCGGUCUCUCGCCUCCCGUCACAUACAGCGAGUAUGUGGUGUACAGGCCCCACGAACAGGUCCGCAUUCGAUAUGUCGUGGAACUGUUAAGAUAACAUAAGAUAGCCCGCAGAACAACAAACAGGUUGCAUACAAGAAUGGAGUUAUAUCACAUAUUAUAACGAAAACGAGUUCUUGCUCUAAUACUCCAGCGACGCUCAAAGCGCAUAAAAAAAUAUUAGCCAGCUAGUUUUUCUGAUUUUUAGCAGCCUAGGCAAUCAAUGUUAAUUAUGGAAGACGAGGCAACUAAGUAGGUAUAGCAUGUUGAUGAUAGAGGCACACAAGUUCUUUCUGCGUGUGAGUUGAGGCGCUACUUGCAUGAGAGGCCACCUCAGGGAAGUACACGUUGCAGAGUUGUACUAAGUAACAAACUGCUUAAGGUGCGUUUUUGCAUUAUAUUGAGUACUAUUACAAACUAGCAAGGCUCUUUUGCAGAGUGCUAACGUGCCUUGUUGUGACUUAUUAAUUGGAAA
Amoebophrya sp. A25 is the source of this 7076-nucleotide messenger RNA. The record is from the annotation of a GenBank genome assembly. Lineage: Eukaryota; Dinophyceae; Syndiniales; Amoebophryaceae.